Camelina sativa (false flax) is the source of this 1221-nucleotide messenger RNA. RefSeq lists its product as uncharacterized. The record is from RefSeq and is a predicted model, not a curated record. NCBI's taxonomy places the organism in Eukaryota, Viridiplantae, Streptophyta, Magnoliopsida, Brassicales, Brassicaceae.
AUGGAGAGAUUUAAAAGAAUCGUUUCGAAACUCUCCAUUGCCGACGACACAGCGAUAUCAGCUCUCCGUAAUGCUCUUGUUCACGGUUCCCGAUUCAGAGAGGACAUCAUCAUCCACAAGCCUCUAACUUUGGAUGACGCACUGCACCGUGCUAACAGAUACAUCGAGCUCGACAAAGAGAGAGCAUCAAGAACAAACCGUGCAGAACCACCGACCUCCAAGUCGACCAAAGGAAAAGAGAAGGUACAAGAUGAGCAUCACGAACCUCGUCAACACUUCGACAAGGAGUACGCCGAAAAGUUGGACAAAGGAAAGAAAGUUCAAACGUUUGCAGUUAGUAAUCAAGCUCCCCAAGCAUCUUCGUCAAAGCCUUGGAACAACAAGCAAUACGACACAGCUCCAACGCCACAACAGGGAACCGAAACCCUGUCGCCACCUCCGGCCCCAACCCUCAAAAGAAACCCCGAGCCGGCUGAAGAUACUAAUGCUCCAGCCCCGCGUCGAAGAAUCAAUAUGAUUAUGGGCGGUCUGACGACCUGCCACGAUUCAGUCCGAUCAAUCAAAGCUUACCAGCGAGGAUUGGAGGUAAAGAGGGAGUGGAUAGCUCAAAGUACGCCACCUACGACAAACUCUGAGCCGAUCGUAUUUACCAAAGCCGACGCAGCAGGUCUAACUGGCCCGCACAACGACCCGCUGGUGGUCGAGCUAGAAAUUGGUGAAAGCAUGGUCACCAAAAUCUUGAUCGACACAGGCAGCUCAGUCAAUGUUAUCUUUAAGGAUGUACUCAUUCAAAUGGAGGUCGAUCUACGGACGGCCGAGCAUGACGUACAACCUCUCACCGGGUGCGACGGUGAUACUGUGAUGACAGUAGGCACGAUCAUGUUGCCAGUCUACGUGGGCGAAAAAAUGCAUUGUAUCAACUUUGCCAUCAUCGACAAGCCUAUUGUCUACAACGUUAUCCUCGGCACGUCUUGGUUGCAUAAGAUGAAAGCAGUAGCAUCGACCUACCAUCAAUGUGUAAAAUUCCCGACCUCGAGAGGAAUAUUCACACUACGAGGAGACCCGCUAGUAGCAAGAACCUGUUUCAUUAUCAAGCGGCAGCAACGCAGCUCUCGGACGUUCGCCAUUUCAGACCCCGCCGAGCAAAGGGACGGUCGUGUUCGCCCGGACACAGAAUCUGUCAUCCAAGUAAACAUCGAUCCUUCCGACGUAACUUGCUGA